Messenger RNA from Prinia subflava (tawny-flanked prinia), 1669 nucleotides. Its product is annotated as cystathionine gamma-lyase-like. Gene Ontology annotation, biological process: transsulfuration. Gene Ontology annotation, molecular function: carbon-sulfur lyase activity; pyridoxal phosphate binding. Lineage: Eukaryota; Metazoa; Chordata; Aves; Passeriformes; Cisticolidae. Bases 65 to 1258 code for a protein of 397 amino acids. The transcript has 12 exons. The record is from RefSeq and is a predicted model, not a curated record. Gene Ontology annotation, cellular component: cytoplasm.
CGCGGCAGCCCCGCCCCCGCCGAGCCCCCGGAGCGCUGAGGGCCGGUCCCACAGAGCCGCGGCCAUGGCGGGCAAGGGGACGGAGGGGUUCCUGCCGCCCUUCAAGCACUUCGCCACCAGCGCCAUCCACGCCGGCCAGGAGCCCGAGAAAUGGAAUUCCGGGGCCGUGGUGCCGCCCAUCUCGCUCUCCACCACUUUCAAGCAGCGGGCGCCCGGCGAGCACGCGGGUUACGACUACAUCCGCUCUGGGAACCCCACUCGGGAUUGCCUGGAAAAGGCUGUGGCCGCCCUCGAUGGAGCCAAAUACUGCUUGGCUUAUUCCUCUGGCUUAGCAGCUCUUUUGAACAUCUGUCACCUGCUGAAGACAGGGGACACGGUUAUCUGCAUGGACGAUGUCUAUGGAGGCACAAACAGAUAUUUCCAGCAAGUAGCCCGUGAAAAUGAUUUGAAAGUAAUAUUUGUUGACUGCACAAAACCAAAAUGCCUGGAAGCUGCAAUUACACCAGAGACCAAGCUGGUUUGGCUGGAGACCCCCACGAACCCCACGCUGAAGGUGAUCGACAUCAGAGCCUGCGCAGACGUGGUGCGCAGGCACCCCGGGGUGCUGCUGGCAGUGGACAACAGCUUCAUGUCUGCCUACUUCCAGCGCCCUUUGUCCCUGGGGGCUGAUAUUUGUAUGUCUUCUGCCACAAAAUACAUGAAUGGGCACAGUGAUGUUCUCAUGGGCCUGGUCUCUGUAAACCGGGAUGAUCUCUAUGAGAGGCUCAAAUUCCUGCAGAACUCCCUGGGAGCUGUGCCCUCCCCCUUUGACUGCUUCCUCGUCAACCGCGGGCUCAAGACCCUGCACAUCCGCAUGAAGCUGCACUUCCAGAACGGCCUGGCCGUGGCCGAGUUCCUGGAGAAACACCCGCGGGUGGAGAAGGUGCUGUACCCAGGGCUGCCUUCCCACCCCCAGCAUGAGGUGACAAAGAAGCAGUGCACGGGCUGUCCUGGGAUGGUCACCUUCUACAUCAAAGGGAACAUCAAGAAUGCCUCUGCCUUCCUCAAGAGCCUGAAGGUGUUUACCCUGGCUGAGAGUCUGGGUGGCUUCGAGAGCCUGGCAGAGCACCCGGCUGUCAUGACCCACGCAUCGGUGCCUGAGAAGGAAAGGAAAACCCUGGGAAUCAGCGACACCUUGAUCCGCCUCUCGGUGGGGCUGGAGGAUGAGGAGGAUUUGCUGGCAGACCUGGACCAGGCCCUGGAGGCUGCGUUCAAAUAAACCUUGGGGGUCAAAAAGGAACUCGGAACUGGACAUGGCUGUGGACGAGGACGUGGAAAAGCAAACCCUUCUUGCUUUGCCUUUGCUUUGCCAGCAGAGCUGCUUCUCCUGCUGCUGCAGGGGCACAAGGGUUUGGGGAACAAGGGCUGGUUCCUGUUUCUGCUCUCAGAUCUUUCUCUUCUCACCCAUCAGCUCAGCUCAAAAUCUUGAUUGACCUCAGCUUUCUUUUAAUUAGGUUGGAGAUUUUCUUUAGAGCUUUUUCUUCUCUUGAUGUUUUACUGAAAAUGUAGUGAAAUCCAACACCUGGUGAAUAACUUUCUAAAGACGAGUCUUUUUCUCUUUCAAGAAAAAAUCAUGUGCUGUAGGAAUUAUUGGAAUAAUUUUAAUUAAAACACACUUUUCCUUUCCUUA